Molecule: messenger RNA, 978 nt
Organism: Naegleria gruberi
Lineage: Eukaryota; Heterolobosea; Eutetramitea; Acrasida; Naegleriidae
Exons: 1
Coding region: 1-978 (325 amino acids)
Source: RefSeq, a predicted model, not a curated record
AUGUUAAAGUCAAAUAUCAAAGUAUUGCUCAUUGCUUGUUUGUUGGCAGCUCUAAUGUUAGCAAUGAAUGUAAAGGCCAUUGAAGAGGAAAUUAUUGUAGAGAAGGAAGGUGAUACAGCAUCUACUGAUUCCACCACUCCACAAGUUGGGACUAAACCAAAAGAAACUAAACCAGCUCCAACCAAACAACAAAACGAAACUCCACAAGCCCCACCACAACUCAAGAGAACACACGGUCGUAGAAACUUACAUCAAGAUCACUCUGAACAAAGAGCCUUAAGAGACUUGAUGAGAGAAAUGAGAAACUACCAAUUCGGUUCAGAUUUAUUCGAUUUCCAUCAUCCAAGAUCCAAUUUCUUCCUCAAUUCCUUCCUCCCAAGAACAUCCCUCUUUGGAAAUAGCUUACUUGGUGAUGAUUUCAGUGACAUGUUCCUCAAUUUUGAUAGUUCUUUUGAAAUGAUGAGAAGAAGAAUGAAUAACAUGUGGAAGAGAUCCUUCUUACCAUCAUUAUUCGAUGAAAAUCAUCAAUUUUUGGAAAAUUACUUGAAUUCCCAAAGAAUGAAUCAAUUGGAUCAAGAAAAAUCUCAAAAAGUUGAAACUCCAAUUAAGGAAGAACCAAAGCCAAUUGUUGAAAAGAAGAAGAGAGAACCAAUUUCAUCUCUCAUCAAAACUGAAACCUUGGAAGAUGGUAAAUUACAAUACGCCUUGGAUAUCAAUAAUAUUCCAAGAGAUGUCUUUGAAAAGAAGGAUAUUGAAAUUAAGGUGAGUGAAAACUCAAAUGGUGAGCUAGUCACUGUCAGAGCUGAAAAGAAAACUGAGAAUGGACAUUUUGAAUUUUCCAAGUCUUUUAGAUUUCCAAAGGGCUCUGUUGAUUUUGAAAAGGUGAAAGCCUCUCUUUCAGAUGCAGGAACUUUGAGUGUGAAAAUUCCAAGAAUUGACCCAGUUCCAGAAAGAAUCAAAUCAAUUAAUGUUGAAUAA